Molecule: messenger RNA, 363 nt
Organism: Parnassius mnemosyne (clouded apollo)
Lineage: Eukaryota; Metazoa; Arthropoda; Insecta; Lepidoptera; Papilionidae
Source: the annotation of a GenBank genome assembly
AUGUCGCCUACUGACUUCGAAUAUUUGUUAACAAUCAUUGCGCCUAAAAUAUCAAGACAAGAGACUAUAAUGAGAUCUGCAAUUUCGCCGCAAGAUAGAGUGGCUCUAACACUAAGAUUUUUGGCAACAGGAGAUUCAUAUACAAGCCUUCAAUACACCUUCAGAAUUUCAAAACAGUCAAUGUCUUGUAUUGUACCAGAAGUUUGUGAAGCGAUUAUAGAAGCAUUGAAAGAAAACAUUAAGAUGCCAACAACAGAGUCAGAAUGGAUCCAGAUCUCAAACAGAUUUGAUGAAUUGUGUAAUUUUCCCCAUUGUGCUGGAGCCAUGGACGGUAAACAUGUCAUUCUUGAGGCAUAUACAUAG